AUGUGGAAAACAAUAAGCGGAAUGCCUGUUGCGGUGCGUGACCGCGUAAGGUCUAUCUUUCAACACAAGCCGAGCACCAGAAAGGUGCUCGCCGACUCGCAAAGGCCCGGUGAUGACGAUGCGAGGAGCCAUUCAUCCUCUGGAAACGAUACAGGAGAGAAGUCCUCUGAGUCAUUUGCUCUCGAAGAAGAGCUCUCCACCCACGAGCAGGAUACUGAUCCCUUUACGGCAUUCGAGCACGAGCAGUUUUUGCGCAAGUGGGAGAGAGAUCUGCUUGAACACGAAGAACCUCUCCUCCGCAAGUCGGGAAUGACCCACAAUGCCCGACAAAAAGCGCUAAAUGAGCGACAAAAUACCGCAAUGCAGAUGGGAAAAUUGGCGGGAUUUUUGGGAAAUGCUUAUAAAGCAUGCAGGAGCUGCCUUGUAAGACUUGGAAUACAUAAAGAAGCACGAAAUCUCGAUGCUGCGAAUCACUUAGAUGAGUCUAUCGACCCAAAUACUCGCUAUGGCUCUGGUGAGCAUUACAUAGAGGUGGUUCGAGGUCUCACCGCCAAGGACGCGGCAAUCAUGAAGAUGAGAAACGUCUACGUUGGAUUGAAAUGCAGUUAUGAUGUACCGCCAUCCCACCAGCAGCAGUCCGCAAUAUCCCUUCCGGACGCCAUCCACUGUGAGGGAAGCCAUACACGCGUUCCGCUCAACCUGCUCGAGCUUCGUUUCGAUGAUGGUCUUGCUGUUCGCCUUGCCCAGUCUCUACGCGAUGAAAUCAUCGGAGGACUUGAGUGCUAUCUACAAAGCUUCAAUAAGUGGCUCCCCGUCGUUGAGGGCCCAUCUUUGAUCACCCGUUGUCAGGAUGCCGAGUCUUGGCAUAACGAGGCUUUCUGCGUCUUGAUGCUCGCCUGUAUGCUCUUAGGUCGAGUGUCAAGACCCGGUCUAGAUGAGACCGAUAUUCUAGGGAGCAACGAACUAUAUAUAUCAGUGACAGCCUCUCAAGCAGCACUGCUCGCAAGAGGAGUGAACAAUCUGGAUGUCCUCCGGUCGAAGAUCUUGUUGGCCCUCUUUGAGCACUUGCAGGCCAACCAUGUCGCAGCGAUAGGAUCACUGGCCUCGGCCGCUGCCAUUGCAAAGUCCAUAGAGCUGUUUCGAUGGCAAUGCCUGUCAGAGGUGACGACGAUCUCUACUGGAAAGGACGGAGAUAGGGAGGCCUGCUGUCUCUUCAUCUUAGAAAGGCUCGUUCGUUCCGUGCAUGAUAACUGGCAAGAUGGUACAGUUGUACUUUUCUGCCCAGCACCGUGCCCAGGACUUGCACUGGUCGAUGAGCAGCAACGUCUCACAGUUUUGUCUGAAGCUUGCGAGAGCUGUAGUAACGCGAGGAUAGAGGGCUUCGCUAAUGAUUCCGUAUCACCAGUUCCAACAUUACUCAACCGUCUUGUUCAAGCUGCUUUCCUUCUCGAGAUGUCGAUGAAAAGCUCUGUUACCCCGUCGUCCAGUCAGGAAAUUAGACAACUCGGACUGAAGAUCAGCACUCUAGCUUGUGCCCUUCAUGAGGAUCGCUGUCGAGGUGCGGAUGUAAAUUGUUCAAUUCUAGGACUAUGCGUGAGCUCUAUCCUAAUAUUGCAUCAACGGGUCGAGCCGGCCUUGGAGGGUGACUGUUUGGAUCAUGUCACCUCCGCUCUCAGAAUGGUUUUCGACAGGCUGAACCUCGUGCCGGCAUUUCAGUACAAGUUUUCCACCAUCAUCUCGCCAUGGGAGCUGCACUGCUUCUACCUUGCUGCGAGAACGUACAAGCACUUGAGCUACAACUGGGGAGAGAAGGUUGGUGAGGAGGCAGAACGUGCUGUCGGAGUUGUCAUCACGACUUUGGAGAGCUAUAGCACUGGCUGGAAGAUUGCUGGCGAGCUCCUGGCCGAGCUUCGGUGA
Messenger RNA from Thyridium curvatum, 1917 nucleotides. RefSeq lists its product as uncharacterized. The record is from RefSeq and is a predicted model, not a curated record. Bases 1 to 1917 code for a protein of 638 amino acids. The transcript has 5 exons. NCBI's taxonomy places the organism in Eukaryota, Fungi, Ascomycota, Sordariomycetes, Thyridiales, Thyridiaceae.